Cavenderia fasciculata is the source of this 1908-nucleotide messenger RNA. It is a transcript of the gene acly, whose product is annotated as ATP citrate synthase. Gene Ontology annotation, cellular component: cytosol. The transcript has 3 exons. The record is from RefSeq and is a predicted model, not a curated record. Bases 1 to 1908 code for a protein of 635 amino acids. NCBI's taxonomy places the organism in Eukaryota, Evosea, Eumycetozoa, Acytosteliales, Cavenderiaceae. Gene Ontology annotation, molecular function: ATP citrate synthase activity. Gene Ontology annotation, biological process: fatty acid biosynthetic process; tricarboxylic acid cycle; acetyl-CoA biosynthetic process.
AUGACAUCAGCAGUCAUUGAUCAAGAGGUUUCAUCAACCUUUACACCAAGUAGCCAAGGAAAUCAACUUCCAGCCAGACUAUUUUCAAAACAAUCACAAGCAUUGAUUUAUAAUUACAAAGAGGCUGCUGUUCAGAGAAUGCUUGAUUUUGAUAAUGUUUCACAAAGAGAUACUCCUUCUGUUGCUGGUUUAAUUCAUCCUGGUUCUGAUGGAGGAUUUUAUAAAGCAUUUUUUGGAUUUAAAGAAUUGGUAAUUCCAGUAUUUAAUAGUGUAAAGGAAGCUUGUCAAGCAUGUCCAAAUGCAGAUGUAUUUUUGAAUUUUGCUAGUCAUCGUAGUGCAUUUGGAUCGUCGGUUAAAGCCAUCCAAGAACCAACACUUCGUACCAUUGUCAUUAUCGCCGAAGGUAUGCCAGAGAAUGAAGCACGUUCAUUAAUCUCUAUGGCCAAAAAGAAUGGCAAGGUGAUCAUUGGUCCGGCCACUGUUGGAGGUAUCCAGGCUGGUGCAUUCAAGAUUGGAAACACGGCAGGUACGAUUGACAAUAUUUUGGCGUGCAAGUUGUAUCGUUCGGGUUCGGUUGGGUUUGUGAGCAAGAGUGGUGGUUUGUCCAAUGAAAUGUACAAUGUCCUCUCGAGAACCACCGACGGUAUCUAUGAAGGCAUUGCUAUUGGUGGUGAUGCGUUCCCAGGUUCUACACUGACCGACCAUGUCACACGUUUUGAAAAGCUGCCCGAGGUAAAGAUGAUUGUCAUCUUGGGAGAGCUUGGAGGAUGGGACGAGUAUGGAGUGGUCGAUGCCCUCAAACGCGGUGAAAUCACCAAACCAGUCUGUGCUUGGGUCUCUGGUACAGUAGCCAAGAUCUUCCCCACCGAGGUGCAGUUUGGCCAUGCCGGAGCAAAAUCGGGUGGCGAGUCAGAGUCUGCCGAGAUGAAAAACAAAGCACUCAAAGAAGCAGGUGCCAUCGUCCCCCAAUCGUUUGAAGAUUUCUCCAAUGCCAUCUCACAAACCUACAACAAGUUGGUGGCUGCUGGUCACGUCAAACCCGUCGAAGAACCAACACCACCAGAACUCCCACUCGACUUUAAGACCGCCGUCAAAGCCGGUAAGGUCCGUAAACCAACAUCAAUCAUUUCAACCAUUUGUGAUGAUCGUGGUGAGGAACUCACUUAUGCCGGUGUCCCCAUCUCUACCAUUUGUGACGAACAGUAUUGCGUCGGUGAUGUAAUAGGUCUCCUCUGGUUCAAACGUCGUCUUCCAGAAUACGCCAGUAAAUUUAUUGAAAUGUGUCUAAAGUUGGUUGCUGAUCACGGUCCAUGUGUCUCGGGUGCACACAAUACCAUUGUUGCUGCUCGUGCUGGAAAGGAUCUCGUCUCCUCUCUCGUCUCUGGUCUCCUUACCAUUGGCCCACGAUUUGGUGGUGCCAUUGAUGACAGUGCUCGUUGUUUCAAAGAUGCCCACGAUAGAAAAUUAUCGGCUGAACAAUUUGUUGAAGGAAUGAAACAAAAAGGUAAAAGAAUCCCUGGUAUUGGUCAUUUAAUCAAAUCUGCUGAUGAUAUUGAUAAAAGAGUUUUAUUAUUAAAAGAUUAUGCAAAGAAACAUUUUUCAUCAUCAAGUUAUUUAGAAUAUGCAUUGGAAGUUGAAAAAUAUACACUUCAAAAGGCAAAUAAUCUAAUUUUAAAUGUAGAUGGUUGUAUAGGUGUAUUGUUUUUGGAUUUAUUGCACAGUUGUGGAUUAUUUAAAAAAGAGGAAAUUGAAGAAAUCGUAAAUGUUGGAUAUUUGAAUGGUUUCUUUAUCGUCGGUAGAAGUAUUGGUUUAAUUGGCCAUGCUCUCGACCAAAAGAGAAUGAAACAACCACUUUAUCGUCAUCCAUGGGAAGAUGUUUUAUAUGAUACUACCCCUGCAGAUUAUUAA